Messenger RNA from Pollicipes pollicipes, 3806 nucleotides. Its product is annotated as leucine-rich repeat-containing protein 40. Gene Ontology annotation, cellular component: cytoplasm. Gene Ontology annotation, molecular function: protein binding. The record is from RefSeq and is a predicted model, not a curated record. Lineage: Eukaryota; Metazoa; Arthropoda; Thecostraca; Pollicipedomorpha; Pollicipedidae. The coding region runs from base 182 to 2446 and encodes 754 amino acids. The transcript is spliced from 15 exons.
CAUUGAGCGCUCACCUUACACUCAAUUGCAAAUUUGAAAGAAAACGUUUUUUGCCUGCCUGUGUAAGCAUUCUAGUGACUGUCCAACACAGUUCUUGGGUCAUCGAGACACCGUGGAGAUAGCUAGCAGGUGCUGAAGCCUUGUUUAUGAGUGGGAAACAACAUACUGAACACAGGUCACAAUGAAACCAUCAAGUAUUGCGCGCAAGACGAUACCUUCCGCGCGGCCAGCAUCUGCCAAAAUAGCAGGAUCCAACAAAGAAGCCAAAGAGAAUGAGGGUUUACCAGAGACAUCGGGAAAACCACGCCCGUCAUCCGGUCCACUACCAAAAAGUCGCGCCGGUAUAUCCGCUGCGCCGUUGCGUAAUCAGAUCCCAGCGGGUAAUCGGCCAGCGUCCAGCGCCAACAAGCCGUCAGCUUCAUCGGUGCCGUCGAGGGUCGUUCGUAAGCCGGCUGCCGGCGCCCCAGCCAGACGGCAGCCGGGCGCCUCCGGCGGGGACAGCUCGCAGGGGACGGGGCCGCCGGUCAGGAGCGGCGCGCCCGCCCGCCGCGGCCCGCCCCGACCUAGGGGCCUGGCGACGGUGGGUGCCGCCGCGCCGCUGUUCGCCAACCCUGGCGACCAGAAGGAGCUGCACCCGGCCAUCAUUAAGGCCGCCAGGAGGUCGGGUCAGCUGAACCUCUCUAGCCGCGACCUGGCUGAAGUCCCAGCGAAGGUCUGGCGCAUCAACGAGAUCGACAACGACGAGGCAAAGCAGCUGGCCAUGUCGAUGGACGGCGGUGAGGAGCGCUGGUGGGACCAGGUGCCGCUCACCAAGCUGCUUCUCUGCGGCAACCAGCUGAAGCACGUCUCCGACGAGUUGGGCCUCCUCACCCACCUGCAGACACUGGAUCUGCACGAUAACGCGCUGGCGGAGCUGCCGGCAUCGGUGGGCGAGCUGCACGCGCUGACUCGGCUUGUGCUGAGUCACAACCAGCUGCGCCGGCUGCCCGAGGAGCUGUUCGCCGUGACCUCGCUGCGCCAGCUGCUGGCCGACCACAACCGGCUGGAGCAGCUGCCCGAGCAGGCGGGCGACUGUCUGGACCUCGAGCUGCUGGACGUGUCGCACAACUGCCUGACGAGCUUGCCGGCCGGCUUGGGCUACCUGCACAAGGUGUCGCGUCUGGCCGCCUCCGAUAACCAGUUGGAGACGGUGCCAGACGAGCUUGGCUCGAUGACCAGCGCUGGCCACACGGGAGGAGGUCUGCGCGCGCUGGAUCUGGCGCGGAACCGUCUGGGCGCGGUGCCGGCCUCCCUGGGACAGCUGUACCAGCUGGAGGUGCUCGACCUGCGGCAGAACCUGCUGACCGAGAUGCCGCCGUUGACCGACUGCCACGCACUUAAAGAGCUCCACCUGGGCUUCAACCAGGUCAAAGAGAUCGGCGUGGAGCUGCUGGAGAGCCUGAAGUCGCUGAUCAUCUUGGACUUGUCCAACAACAAGAUCGAAUCGCUUCCCGAUGACAUUGCUGUGCUGCAGCGGCUGGAGCGGCUCGACCUCAAAAACAACGACCUGUCCGUCGCGCCGCUGCGGCUCUGCCUGCUGCCGCUGCUCAAGUCCGUCCAGCUGGAGGGCAACCCGCUGCGCUCGGUGCGACGCGACCUGCUGACGCGCAGCACCCAGCAGCUGCUGCGACACUUCAGGGAAGACAUGGAGCGCCUGCGGGGUCAGGCGGAGGUGGACGGCCUGAUCAUCCCGGGCCUGGGCCAGCGCGGCGAGUCCGCAGACGCCGACGGCGGACAGACGCCCGAACAGGCGCGCAUGCACGAGGUCUACAAGAUGAAGAGCAGCCGCCUGCUGUCCCACACCGGUCAGAAGGCGGCGGAAAUACCGCCGGACCUCUUCACCAUGGGCCAGGAGGCUGAGGUCACAACCGUCGACUUUAGCAAGAACCUGCUGACCAGCGUGUCUGAUAGUCUGCUGCUGCUGAGCGGACACCUGGCCGAGCUGAACCUCAACAGCAACCGGCUGACGGCGCUGCCCGAGGCGCUGGGCCAGUGCUGCCGACUCACCUACCUGAACGUCAGCGGCAAUCAACUGACAGCCCUGCCCGACAGCCUGGGCACGCUCAAGUACCUGCGCGAGGUCUGCCUCACGCUGAACAGGUUUACGGCCGUGCCGCCGGUGCUGUACGGCGUCGCCUCCCUGGAGAUCAUUCUGGCCAGCGAUAAUCAAAUCACCGAGAUCGAGGUGGAGCAGCUGCGGCGGCUGGGCCGCCUGGCAACGCUCGACCUGCGCAACAACAGCAUUCCCCACGUGCCGGCUCGACUGGGCACCGUCACCCAGCUCAGGAGCCUCAGUCUGGAGGGCAACCUGUUCAAGCAGCCGCGGCCGACGGUGCUCGCGCAGGGCACGGCGUCCGUGCUGCAGUACCUGCGCGACAGGAUACCCAGCGCCGAGCGCGACCAGUGAGCGAGGCCGUGGCGCCGCCGAAGCUUGCCCUCCAGCCGGCGGAUCGCGCGGCCGGCCGUGUGGGCCGCUGUCGGGGUGGCGGGACAGGACUGGAGACCAGAGCUAGUCGCCGGCUGUUGAGAUGGACCGAGCUCGACGGUCUCGGCCCAUCUGUGAUCAGGGAAAGGGCUAGAUUGGUGUAAGGAGGGGAAUGCUGCCGUCGGCAGGGCAGACAGAGCGCGUGUUGCCGUGUGUGCCCCUGUGAGCGAGGGGUGGCGGGCUGGCGUCGGCCCCGGCCGGCGGCACUGUCUGAUGUCACGGCUGUCGGCCCCGGCCGUGGGGGCGUGAUGGUGACGCCGCGCGCGUUGCCGCUCGCUCGUUCAUGCCUGGGCAUGUCUCCGGACCGGGACGGGCCGGCGCCUCUGACCUACCCCGUGGGGGGGGGGACGGCCCACCGUGCCGACCGCGGCCGCCGACACCUCUCCUCUCGCCCAGCGUGGACCACUGUCGCGCCUGGUGGUGGAGAUGCUCCUGGUGGCGCGGUGCCUGCUCGCACGGAGCACCGCACGAUCAACCAGUGGCAGCUUGCUUAACCAGCUUCACUAAAUAACUAGUUAACAGCUGCGCUCUGGUGUGCCUUGGACCAAUAGCUUAGCGUGCUGAAGUUGUGUGCUGAAGGUCUGUCCUCGUCGUUGUUCACUUGGAAUAAAAGGAUAAUGCUGUGUCGUGCAGGGUGAGUCACAUGCUCAGUAUUGCAGCCGGGGAACAAUUCAGACGUAAACCCUGUUAGUCCCGCCUUUUCAGCUUGUGGCAGGACGAGGGGUAAUCAAUCCUUUAAGAUGUACGCAUUAUUCUUCAGCUCAUAAGUUAUGCAACGUCUUCAGUUGAACUUUUUAAUGGCUUUUAACACUCGUUGAUUGUUAUGAGAGGAUUCACAUUGGCAUGUGUGUACUUAUUUCAUACUUGCGUCCCCAGCAUGUUAGUGAUGUCUUUCCUGUUUACGGAUCAAAUCGCUGUGGGUUCUGCGAUAACUUGACAUACUGCUGGGGAUCAAGUACGAAACCUGUCACUGGAUCAUUUCAAGUUAGAUUUGUUUGAAUCGAUUGAUCCUAUUGUGAGUACUGGGCGUUGAUGCAGUGUCACUCAUUCCACGGAGUCUGGUGUUGUACUACGCACCUAAGCCAGAAUAUUCGCAACGCAAUAUCGCACUGUACCGUUUGAACACGAGCCGAAUGACAUUUCGCGUCGCUUUUACUGACGACGUAACGAUGCUGUGCAUACCUUCGAUGUCCGUGAGUGAUCGAUACGACUGCAGACUGCUGGUCUGCCCAGUCGUGGGCGCCCACCCACUGUCGAUUCAAUAAACCUGACAUGAACUGGG